GAGCGCGGAGAGAGAGGGAACGGAGGGGGGGAGAGAGAGGGAGGGAGAGAGAGAGAGAGAGAGAGAGGCGUGUGCGUGGUCGGUGCCGGUGCGUGGCGUGGUGGCCGUGCCGUUCGUCCGUUCCCUCUCUUCCUCUCCCGCGCCGGCGGCGGACGUCUCGGGGUGGUGGAAUGGCCGCGGCGAGGUCUCCGCUCGGGGCGAUCGCGGUGGCCGCGCUCGUCGUCGCCAUCUUCAUGCCGGCCGCCGCGGCGGCGGCGCAGGCGCCGGCGCCCGCGCCCACCAGCGACGGCACAUCAAUCGACCUGGGGAUCGCAUAUGUCUUGAUGCUGGUGGCCCUGGUGCUCACCUACCUGAUCCACCCGCUGGACGCGUCCUCCCCCUACAAGCUCUUCUAAUCCCUGUUCGUUCGUUGAUGAUGUUAUGGGUAUGGUAGAAUUUUUUAGCGAUGCAAGACGCUUAGGUGAUGUUGGGAGGUUUAGAAUGGUUGUCAUCAUCUGAUGAUCUGAUCUUGGUAUGUAUCGUAAGUUUUUUGGUGGUCUGAAUGUCUGAUUGGUUGUAUCGGAUUCCAUGAUCCUGUGCUCAGCUCAGUUGUGCUUGCUGUUUCUGGAUUC
Setaria italica (foxtail millet) is the source of this 611-nucleotide messenger RNA. Its product is annotated as arabinogalactan peptide 16. The transcript is spliced from 2 exons. Lineage: Eukaryota; Viridiplantae; Streptophyta; Magnoliopsida; Poales; Poaceae. Bases 171 to 395 code for a protein of 74 amino acids. The record is from RefSeq and is a predicted model, not a curated record.